AUGGCAUCAUCUGUACUCAUUUCAAACCUCACACAUGAGUGGGUUGAGACCAUGAAACGGUGGCAUCUAGAGCUGUUUUGCAUCCCUACUGUUGUCAUCACUCUAGCCACUUUCCUGGUCAACCCUGUCCUCCUCAUGUGUAUUUUUCUGUCCCGGACCCUGCGUCAGGAGACCCGCUACUUGCUGGUGGCCAACACCCUGACAGCAGACAUAAUCUUCCUCAUCUUCAAUUUGAUCACACUGAUUGGCAACGCUGUGGGAGCUCAGAUACCGUGGAUCGUUUGUGAGCUCCUCUCAGCGGUCCUUGUCACGGCUUACUGCUGCGCCAUCCUCACCGUCACCCUGAUGGUGGCCGACACCUUCGCCGCUGUCCGCUGGCCUCUUUACUACCACGACUUUCUCUCACCUGCCCGCACCAACUGCACCUUGGUGGGGUUGUGGGUGCUGUCAGCCAUUUACCCCUUCACCUUAAUGAUCAUUGUGAAGAAAGAUAGGGGCAGUUAUGAAAAAGUGCCUAUCUGUCUGGCUCUCAUCUCCCUCGGUUUCCUUCAGGUCAAAAACAUCGGGGCGAUCUACUUGUACUUCUUUGUUACGGCUCUAGUCUGUGCCUUCCUCAUUUUUUACUGCUACAUUCGACUGUACAUAGUCACAAGGACGCAGGGGAUCUGGCACAGCCGUUUCUCCAGGGCUCGGGUCACCGUGCUGUCCCACGGGGUUCUUCUCCUGCUUUACUUUGCCCCUGGGUUUGUCUUCAUCCUGGAGCUCUUCAUGUUCCAGCGAGAAGGUGUAAGUCAGGAUGUUCGGGUGUGGAUCAGCACGGUCAACGCUUGUGUCUUCAUGUUGCUGCCCCGGGCGUUUGCUCCUUACCUGUAUGGACUAAGGUACAGGGAGAUCGCUGAAUCUCUAAUUGCACUUCUGCCUCACCACAAGAGACUCAGCCAGAUCACCUUAUCAUGA
This is a messenger RNA of Nematolebias whitei (Rio pearlfish), 957 nucleotides long. RefSeq names its product probable G-protein coupled receptor 148. NCBI's taxonomy places the organism in Eukaryota, Metazoa, Chordata, Actinopteri, Cyprinodontiformes, Rivulidae. The record is from RefSeq and is a predicted model, not a curated record. The coding region runs from base 1 to 957 and encodes 318 amino acids. The transcript has a single exon. Gene Ontology annotation, molecular function: G protein-coupled receptor activity. Gene Ontology annotation, cellular component: membrane. Gene Ontology annotation, biological process: G protein-coupled receptor signaling pathway.